Messenger RNA from Brachypodium distachyon (stiff brome), 753 nucleotides. RefSeq names its product stress-response A/B barrel domain-containing protein HS1. Gene Ontology annotation, biological process: pollen tube adhesion. The transcript is spliced from 2 exons. Bases 203 to 526 code for a protein of 107 amino acids. The record is from RefSeq and is a predicted model, not a curated record. Lineage: Eukaryota; Viridiplantae; Streptophyta; Magnoliopsida; Poales; Poaceae.
GCAUUGACGCAUCUCAUCUGGCCGAUCUUCGUCAGUAUCCCAAGAUCCCCUCGCCAACUGCUCCCGGACAAGUGUAUAAAGCGGUGGCUAGCGAAGAAGCAUACCGCCACCAAACAGGGAGGAGGAAGAAAGGCGAUACUACUAGAGUGUGCAGAGGUCAGACAGAGGCGGCAGCAGCAAGCAAGCAAGAAGCAGGAGGAGGAUGGCCGGUAGCGGCGUGGUGAAGCACAUCCUGCUCGCGCGGUUCAAGGACGAGGUGACGCCGGAGCGGCUGGACCAGCUCAUCCGCGGCUACGCCGGCCUCGUCGCCGUCGUCCCCUCCAUGAAGGCCUUCCACUGGGGAACUGAUGUGAGCAUAGAGAACAUGCAUCAGGGAUUCACACACGUCUUUGAGUCCACUUUCGAAAGUACCGAGGGAGUCAAGGAGUACAUUGAACACCCAAACCAUGUUGAUUUUGCAACGGAAUUUUUGGCUUUAGCCGAGAAGGUGAUCAUAAUUGACUACAAGCCGACUGCUGCCACUUAAUGGCUUGGGCCAAGUGCUGAGUAUGAGAACCUCUUUGGGAAUUUCUUUUGGAUCCUGCAAUUAUGUACCUUGUGCUAAAUAAAUUCGUUCGGCUCAUUUUACCUGUUGAGAAUGAUAGUUCCAUUUGGGUGUAACUAUUUUCCUUUUCACAUAAUACAAUCUAGUGGUUCAAAUAAAUCCCUACAUGUUUCGAAUAACUUUCCCGACUGCAAUUAGCACUUAUAUCA